AUGAUCGAAGAUCUGGCUAGGCAUUCUAACACCACAUUUACCAGAGACGAGAAGGAGGUCGAUGCGGCGAUGAGAUCCCCGUACCUCGAAGAGAUUGGAGACGCGUACAAGAUCAGAAAGGGUAGGCACGGGGUCAGAAUCGAUAGAGCCUACCAGUGCGGUGUCGCCGUCUACCAGCUGGCCAAGUUGCGCAUGCUCGAAUUCUACUACGACUUCCUGGACAAGUACGUAGACCGUGCUGAGGGUCUGAGGCGAGAUACCGAGGCAGUCCUUAUCAUCAAGGACUCCAUGCCGAUUUGGGAAUCCUCGUGUACUCAGCCUUUGGAAAAUUCCUAG
Molecule: messenger RNA, 336 nt
Organism: Hydractinia symbiolongicarpus
Lineage: Eukaryota; Metazoa; Cnidaria; Hydrozoa; Anthoathecata; Hydractiniidae
Exons: 1
Coding region: 1-336 (111 amino acids)
Source: RefSeq, a predicted model, not a curated record